Molecule: messenger RNA, 3885 nt
Organism: Syngnathus typhle (broad-nosed pipefish)
Lineage: Eukaryota; Metazoa; Chordata; Actinopteri; Syngnathiformes; Syngnathidae
Gene: gucy1a2
Product: guanylate cyclase 1, soluble, alpha 2
Exons: 9
Coding region: 867-3260 (797 amino acids)
Biological process (GO): cGMP biosynthetic process; response to oxygen levels
Cellular component (GO): guanylate cyclase complex, soluble
Molecular function (GO): heme binding; guanylate cyclase activity
Source: RefSeq, a predicted model, not a curated record
UUUUCUUUUCGCUACAUCGUUGGCCGCAUUCCGAGCGACGGCCGUGGAGACGAGUCGACGCAGGAGUCGAACAUAUACGAACCAUGAGAGGACGCUUUCUCUACAGACAGGAGCGUCACUGUCGCAGGGGACUAUAGAAGGAAGACGAAGAGGAGGAGAAGGGACGAAGGGCCAGCUCGGACUAAGACAGCGCAUCUUCUGUGAUUUAUUUGAGGGGCGCGGGGGAUUCUCUCUCCAAGUGCGUGGGGAAGACGAGCUGCGACAUUUGGUUGUUUUCCGAAUAGGAACGCGUCGGAAUCACCCGGCGUGGCCGUAGGUCGACAUGUGAAGGAUUUUAUCGACGUUUCACUUCUUUUUGGGGGGGAGGGGAGGAUGGGGGUGGACAGGACGCUAUACGACAUCUGAUGUUUAGAAAUAGGACGUUCCACCAUAUUAAAGCUCGCUGCUUAUUAGUAAAUAUUGAAAUUUAUUGCUCUCGCGCUUUCUGGAACCCUCGAGAGUUUUUAGGAAUAAAAGGGUUCAUUUUUUUUUUUUUUGAACAGUUUUUUAAGCUACUGCUGAACCUCUUACGUAAUGUGUGAGAGUGCCUCGGUUGUCCUUUGAAUCGCGCCCCUUCACACCUUAUCCUCUCCUAUGCACACGUAGACUCACCUGAGCAUACACAUCAUGCAUACAAAAUAGGACAAACACACAUCACCCCUACUCCACCUCCAUCACCGCCGCCACCAACUGAUGAAUCCGCGCUAUAUAGGUGGACGUGGCACGGACCCAGCUGUAACAUCCUCCUCCUCCUCCUCCCCCUCCUCCUCCACCUCCUCCUCACCACUAGAGCCGCCACUAUCUUCACCGUUCUCUUCCUCGCCAGCAUGUCCUCAUCGUCGCGCAAGAUCUCCUCGGAGUCUUUCAGCAGCUCGGUGGGUUCCGAUUGCGGGCUCGAAAGCCCCGGGGGAGACGGAGGAGACGGCGGGCUGGAGGCGGCCGAGGAGCUCCGAGGAUGCCCCUUCUCCUCCAUCCACAGACCGCUCCUCUGGAACGGCCGCAGCCCCGCCGAAAGGCUCGCAUGCCCGGCGGGUGAAGAGCAGCCAGCAGUCGGCGGGCCACACAAGAGGGUGACUCGGAGAAGAAGGGUGAACCUGGAUUCGCUCGGCGAGAGCCUGAGGCGGCUAACAUCACCCACGACACAGACUGUUCAAGAGGCUCUGCAAAGGACUCUGAAGUUUUACAGGCAACAAGAGAUCAGGUAUCAAGAUUCUGGUAAGGAGGACCAGCAAAGGGAAAGUAAAGAUGAGAAGUGCCCAUUUCUAGAAAAUUCUGGUUCAGAAGAGGACGUCCUUCAAAUCCUGCAUUACAUGGGCACCAUCCUUGGAGUACCAUUCUUUGAACUGCGCGAGCAUUUUGGUGAGGAGUUCUUCGGCCUGUGCUUUGAAGAAAACGAACGCGUGCUCAGGGCCGUAGGUGGCAACCUCCAGGACUUUUUUAACGGCUUUGAUGCCAUUUUGGAACACAUUCGCACCUCCACGGGUCGGCGUGCCUCGUCGGAAAGCCCCUCGUUUCAGUGCAAAGAUCCUCACGAGGAGGUGAAGGGCCGAGUAAAAUUGGACAAAGCCGGGGAGCGAGGAGCACAAGAUGGCCGCCGGAAGUUGUUGCUCCUACAUUGUUUUAACCCGGCCCCUGUGGUGAGCUUGAUCAUGCCUGGGCUUAUCAGAGCGGUUUCCAGACGGAUUUUUCAUUUUGAAGCGAAGGUCGAUGAAGUGUCCCCUCUGACUCCUUUAUUGCCCAAAGAAGAAGCGCAUCACAGCGAUGGUGAUUCCGCCACACCAACUCCGACUGCAUCCCCGUCUGGCUCUCCCUCCUCCUCUCCCUCUCCACCUUCAACUUUUCCAACCACUGCUCCCACGGUUUGCGUGUCUUUCCAAAUUCAGGAAACUUGUCCUUCCUACUCCCUCCCAAAUGCCAAGAAAGCCCCCAUUUCUCUUUCAACAAGCCCCAGUGAUUUACGCAUCGGCCUGGCCACGUUUUGCCGUGCCUUUCCGUUCCACCUUGUUCUCGGCCCUCGGAUGGAACUUUUGCAGCUGGGUGAAGGAUUGCGACGGCAGGCUCGCAUCGAGCCUCAUCGGAGUCUCUCCUUCAGGGACUCUUUUGAGAUCGUCUCACCCAAGAUGGAGCCUUCGUUCCAGGGGAUCCUACUGAGGCUUGCUUCUCCUUUUACUAUCCGUACAAGGCCAGAUACCACACAACUAGGGACCAAGGAAAAGGUCAUGGAGCUCAAGGGUCAGAUGAUCCAUGUGCCAGAGUCGUGCUCUUUGAUGUUCCUGGGCUCACCACGUGUUGACAAAUUGGAGGAGCUCAUGGGCCGGGGCCUCUACUUGUCAGAUAUCCCAAUCCACGAUGCCAAGCGGGACGUCAUCUUGGUGGGGGAGCAGGCCAAAGCUCAGGAUGGCCUCAAAAAGAGGAUGGACAAACUCAAGGCCACAUUAGAGCGCACUCACCAGGCAUUGGAGGAGGAAAAGAGAAGAACCGUGGAUCUCCUCUAUUCCAUAUUUCCAGGCGAUGUGGCGCAGAAACUGUGGCAAGGUCAACCGGUGCCCGCUCGCAAAUUCGAUGGCGUCACCAUGCUGUUUUCCGACAUCGUGGGCUUCACCGCUGUGUGCGCACAGUGCACGCCAAUGCAGGUCAUCUCCAUGCUCAACGAGCUGUACACUCGCUUUGACUACCAGUGUGGGAUUCUCGAUGUUUAUAAGAUAGAGACCAUAGGUGAUGCCUAUUGCGUGGCAGGAGGUCUUCACAAGAAGGUCGACAGUCAUGCAAAGCCCAUCGCACAAAUGGCUCUAAAGAUGAUGGAGCUUUCCGAAGAAGUGCUCACCCCUGAUGGAAAGCCUAUUAAGCUGAGAAUUGGCAUCCACACAGGCUCCGUCCUGGCUGGUGUGGUUGGAGUUAAAAUGCCGAGGUAUUGCCUAUUUGGGAACAAUGUGACCCUGGCUAGCAAAUUUGAAUCAGGGAGUCAUCCAAGGUGUAUAAAUGUCAGCCCUACAACCUACCAGCUGCUUAAAGAUGACCGAUCAUUUUCCUUCAUCCCUCGUUCGCACCUGGAGCUCCCUGAGAAUUUCCCCAAAGAGAUCCCAGGAACCUGUUAUUUCCUGGAGGCGGGAACGUCUCACAGCCAUGCAUCAUUGACCAGCUCUCGCUCCGCUCCCCCGGCCUCUAUGAGGAAAAUCUCCUACAGUAUCGGGACCAUGUUUCUAAGAGAAACCAGUUUGUAGGUAUCAUAAAGGAUGCGGGAGACCAGAAUCGAACCCUUGCAGCUGACAGGACGCCCAAUAACACACAUUGUGGAUAUGCAAAUGACAACCUGGGCUCAGUGCUGCGGGAUGGAAGAACAUAGAAGAAAUGAGUUUUGUCGCAGAUGAAUCCUACUUUGGAUCACUUAGUGGAGGAAAUUGAAGGGGUUUAGCUUCUGAGCCACUCAUGACAUAGAGCUCUCCUCAGCAGUCUUUUGUGUCACACGAAAAACUUUUACACAACACACACCUCCUUCCAUCCCUUCCAAAUGACCGAAUUCAUGUCCUACAAGCCAUUAAUAUUGUGCAUUACAAUGGCAACCAAACCCCCCCCCCCAACCUCCGAGGAACAGUUGUGGCAGACGAGAGACAGACAAAGAGCAACGAGGGGUUAGUUAUGAGAGGGAAAAAAAAGCUGAUAAUAGGAAAAAUAACAAUGCCAAAAAAUGCUAGAACUAGAGCCUUUUUCUGCUUUUAACUUACAGCAAACUGUAAUCUACAACAAUCCAGCCAUUUCAUUGCAGGUAAUAUGUUCAAAAGUGUCAGUUUGAAAGUAAUUCUCAGCUCAGUGCCUUUUCUGCUCAAAUCAGGACAACAACAACAAAAA